AAUUCACACAAAAGAUUUGCUACUUCAUCAAGCCACAUAAUUGCUACUUUGGAGGACAUUCGUGAAGGAAGGGUGAAAGCAACGAAGGAAAACCCAAAGCAACAUUCAAAAUGUCCAAAACAUGAAGGCGAAGUGACACGAUUCUUUUGCACAACGUGUGAAGUGCUGAUCUGUCGAGAUUGCACUGUCAUUGACCACCGUAUGCAAGAACACUCGUAUAUUGACAGAAAUCUGGCCAUAUCAACGUACAAGCAAUCAUUAGCUGAACUGUUUCCUCCACUUGAAAACUCAAUGACAAAACUCCAGAAGUCACGAGAGAACGUUUCAAAGAUAAAAGAAGAUUUGGGUGUCACAGUUAAGAGGGUCAUGACAGAAGUGCAAGACAGAGCAGCUGAGAUACGAGCAGAGGUAAUGGCUCAAGAAAAUCGCAUCCUUGACGACAUUAAAAUCAUUCAAACAGAUCGUGAACAAAAACUCGACGAAUAUGAGAAAACUAUGGGCUUGGCAGCGGAGAGAUGUCAGCAUUCACUAGACACAGCUAGAGAGGUGACAAAGACUGAAUCGGAUAGUGACUUUCUCUCACUCUAUGCCACAAUCAGCAAAGACUUGAAAUUGUUGGCAGGUCAGAGUCUGCCUAGGGUUGACAACAGGCUUGCAUUUCUGAAGUUCAAGCAGAGUGAGGGUGUUGGUGGCAUCAGUCUGGGUGUGGUGGUGGUGGAAGACAAAUGGGAGCUGUGUCGGGAGUUUGGUAGAAAAGGAACAGGUUCAGGAGUGUUCAGAGGGGCUUAUGGCAUUGCUGCUCGUCAACCUGAUGAGAUUGCAGUGGCUGACAUCAACAACAAAUGUGUUGUGAUUUGCAGCAUCGAUGGCAACCAGAAAAGCACGAUCCCGAUGCAAGGACGUCCACUCGGCAUCGCAGCUACACGCGUUGACAAUCGUUUGGUGGUUGUUGAGCAAAGCGCACCCCAUGUAAAGGUGUUCAACAGCGACAACACGCUGGCAUACAAGUUCCCAACGGUGCCACCAAGUGAGGUCGGUAAGACCGCAGUUGACCUCAAGAGUGUAGCUGUCAAGAAUGAUGGUACCAUUGCAGUGGGGGAUGUGGCGAGGAUGGUAUUGACAGUGCACAGCCCCACUGAUGGUGAGCUCCUUCAUACCAUACCAGUCAAGAUUAAACCUUAUUUUCUGGCUUUUGACAGCAAUGAUCGAGCGAUAAUAAGUGACUAUAAAUCACAGACAGUGGAUAUUGCCGGUUGCAAUGGUACUACGAAACGCACCUUCAAACCCACCAUCAAUGGUCAACCAGUGAAAUACUGCAACGGUGUGUGCACUGAUGGCUCAGGUAUCUAUGUUGCAAUGCCUAAUGGUGAACACAAUGGUCAUAUCCACAACUAUGACCUUCAAGGUGGUUUUCUCAAGUGCAUCGCACAGGGUCUGGAUUGGCCAUAUGGAAUCAUGUUAACAUCAGACGGACAGCUGGCAGUGGCUGACCGGUCCUCGGUGAAGAUGUAUGACCAAGUGUGAUACGACAUUCC
Molecule: messenger RNA, 1535 nt
Organism: Patiria miniata (bat star)
Lineage: Eukaryota; Metazoa; Echinodermata; Asteroidea; Valvatida; Asterinidae
Exons: 2
Coding region: 202-1524 (440 amino acids)
Biological process (GO): proteasome-mediated ubiquitin-dependent protein catabolic process; protein polyubiquitination; negative regulation of translation
Molecular function (GO): ubiquitin protein ligase activity; translation repressor activity
Source: RefSeq, a predicted model, not a curated record